This is a messenger RNA of Hydractinia symbiolongicarpus, 1443 nucleotides long. RefSeq names its product short-chain dehydrogenase/reductase family 16C member 6-like. The record is from RefSeq and is a predicted model, not a curated record. The coding region runs from base 31 to 966 and encodes 311 amino acids. The transcript is spliced from 7 exons. Gene Ontology annotation, molecular function: oxidoreductase activity, acting on the CH-OH group of donors, NAD or NADP as acceptor. Lineage: Eukaryota; Metazoa; Cnidaria; Hydrozoa; Anthoathecata; Hydractiniidae.
CUGUUCGUGCACUAGACUUCACAGAUCACAAUGAUAACGUUAGAAACAUUACUACAAAAUACCUGGGCACUUCUUUACCUGCUCUUCCAAAUCUGCACCCUGUGGCCAUGGGCUAUUAUAAAAUCGUUCUUGCCGAAAAACAAAAAAGACAUCAAUGGAGAGGUCAUGUUUAUCACUGGAGCUGGUAGUGGAAUUGGGCGUGGCAUGUCCAUUAAAUUCGCAGAGCUUGGUGCAACAGUUAUUUGUACUGAUAUUAAUGAGUCGAGCGCUAAAGAAACUGCUAGUUUAGUUAAAGCAAAAGGUGGUAAUGCAUACAGUUACAGACUGGACGUUACUGACCGCCAUAAAGUGUAUGAACUGGCUGAUAGAAUUCGAGAGGAGAUUGGUGAUGUUACCAUGUUGGUCAACAAUGCAGGAAUUGUGACAGGAAAGCAUUUUAUGAAGUGUCCAGAUGAGUUGAUGAUAAAAACAAUGGAAGUGAACACCAUUUCUCAUUUUUGGACAUUAAAAGCCUUCUUAGGACCAAUGAUAAAAAAGAAUCAUGGACACGUGAUUACUAUAUCAUCAGCAGCUGGACAUGCCGGAAGCCCUGCUUUGGUUGAUUACUCUGCGUCAAAGUUUGGUGCUGUUGGUUUGCAUGAGUCAAUCACUGCAGAGUUGCUUGUGGUAGCUGACAAAGUGAAAACAACCAACAUUUGUCCAUUUUUUAUCAAGACAGGAAUGUUCGGAGGAGUAGUAAGCGCAUCUCCGUACACUCUACCAUUGCUGGAGCCUGAAGAUGCUGUUAAUCAGAUAGUGGCAAGUGUGCUUAACGAUGAGUUGACUGUGUUUGUUCCUGGAAGGCUUAGGUUUGUGAUCGCCCUUAAAAACCUCUCUCCAGACAUGUUGAAGAAACCGAUUCUUGACUACUUGUGUUUGGAUGAUCAAAUGUCGAAUUUUAUUGGUCGCAAUCAAAAGAAAGACUAAACAUGCUACAAAUAUUUGGCGUAAUCUUUUUUUAUGGUUUUUAAUAGAAAACUGAUUUACGUAGAACUAUUUUUAGAGGCUUUAUAAAAUAUUUUUAGAAUUUAGAAUUUGGUUGAUUUUAGGAUUACAUUUCUCUUUUUUUUAGUUGGAAAAUGAUUUUAUUUUCAGCCAAUCAGCGUUUUUUCAGUAUUGCUUUCAGAUUUAUCUGAAAUAGUUUGUGUAAAAUCAUCUUUCCAGCCUUCUUUUUAUGCGUCUUUAUUUAUCCGAAUCGUCAAGCAUUGCGAUUUACAAAUGUUUUUAUAGAAAUUGUAGAGAAAAAUAUUUGUGUUAAACUUAAAAGCAAUACUUAGAUGUCCCUUCACAACAAGUAAUGGAUACAUAAGAUAGUCUAGGCUGGUCCUAGAAUUAUUCUCGCCACUUCAUCUGCUUGUUUUGAGGGAAGUUAGUAUACUUGAUAAACUAAAACAUAAAUCUUAA